Molecule: messenger RNA, 3696 nt
Organism: Oryzias melastigma (Indian medaka)
Lineage: Eukaryota; Metazoa; Chordata; Actinopteri; Beloniformes; Adrianichthyidae
Product: filamin A-interacting protein 1-like
Exons: 3
Coding region: 1111-3219 (702 amino acids)
Source: RefSeq, a predicted model, not a curated record
AACACAAAGAGACAAUUUGUAACUGAAGGGAGCAAGAGUGUGCUGCAGAAAAUCAACAUUUCCAAAACUACUAACAUAAAUCUAAAGUGUAGAAAUAAAUGACAAAGAAAGAUUUUUAAAACGAGUUGCAGGAUGGAGACAUAUGGAUGCAAUUAAAGACUGAUGAUGUCAUCUUCAAGUCAGGUUAUCAGGCCUGAGGCAGAGCAGCUACAACUCCAACCAUGUUUCUCUGAAAACAGUCGUGUCCCACAAACACACAGCCUGAAAUGCUCGGCAUAACUUUGGAAAAGCGCCAUCUUUUGACACACGCCAGCCCAGGUUUGACUUUUAUGUAGCAUGACUAAUACGUGUAUUUAAACGAAUCUGCUUACAGAAAGUUUUGUUUAUUAGAAUUUGACCAUUCAUUAAAGAUCUUUUUUAAAUUCUGGAUACACACAAAACCACUCUGUCCUUCCCAUUAGCCUCUUUGGCAUGGCUACACAAUUACCUCAUCUGGAAUGGGCCUAAGCACAGAACACACACACACAUACACACACACAGCCGUAUAAGCCUACAGAGCCCCAUAUAAGGAUUUACUGAUGAUGUAAUGGGCGCCACUGACUGCUAGUGAGACUUAGUGUGCAGAGCACUUCUCAUAAUGUUUGGUUUUCCGGAUGGAAUGUCCACAUCACUGGGAUCUCUGGGAAAGGGAGACGUGAAGGCAAAGGAAAGCAUGCUCUCUAAGGAUUUUCUUCAAAAGAAGGAAAACCAGCAGAUCUGCUCAGGGAUGUGCUGACAAUUCCAGAACAGCAGGGAACUUCUGCCUCCUUAAGCUGGACUUUGGUAGCAUCUGAAGAUAAGAGGGUGACUGGGUGCAGUCUCUAGAGUACUCAAGUAUUUGAGCUCUAAAUGAAAGAAACAACAAAAGGAAUCAACAACAGAAUCAAAGGACUCUAAAUAGAAUUUGACUGAUCUUAUCCUCCUUACAUCACUGUUGAAGAAGUGUGUAAGAAAGCUUGCUAAAGAACAUCAGGAAUGACAUAAAGACCUGAUUUUACUAUACUGAACAGCAAUUCUGUGCUCCAAAAGACAAAACCCCAUUAUUGUUGAAACCUGCAAUCCAGUUUCAUAAUGACAACCCCAAUCCUGCUCACAGAGGUGGACGUCCUGAGGAGGAGGGUGAUGGAAAUGGAGGCAAAGGACGAAGAGCUGAUACGAAUGGCAGAUCAGUGUCGGGAGCUGGAUCACAGACUAGCCAAAGAGAACCGCCUUUGCCACGGUCUGAAGGUUGAGGUGGUUAAGCUCAACGGCAGAAUCAGCGAACUGGACAGGGUGGAAGAGGCUCUGGGCAAAAGCAAACAGGACUGUAGUGUUCUGAAGAGCAGCUUGGAGCAGGAGUCGGAGGCCAGGAAGAUCCUGACAGCCGAGGUGGACACACUCAGAGUUAAAGUGAUGGAGCUGGAGGCCGUUGAAGGCCGAAUGGAAAAGACCGAAAUGGUUGUCAGGCAGGAUCUGUGUAAGCUCAGGACCCUUACAGUAGCCUUGGUGGAGGAAAGGAAGGGUAUGGCGGAGAAGCUUAAACAGGCAGAGGAGAAAAUGAAAAGAAGAGAAAGCCAAAGGAAUGAGGAAAGGAGUUUGGCAGCAACAGAGAGACUUAGAGAAGAGAGUCAAACGGCUUCACGGUUAGGCACCGAUUUUGAAGAGAAGAUCAAAAGCAUUGUGAAGGAAAAGGCCGAGCUCCAAAACAGACUAAAAUCGGAGGAGGAGAAGAACAGGGAGUUGGAAGGUAAAAUAACCACAAUGAAGAAAAAGUUAGAUGCUUUCGACAACAACAGAAAAAAGGAGAAGUACGCGCACAUCUCCAUUCCAAACAACCACACAGAGGACAACAAGAUUAGGGAGCUGACACAGGAGCUGGAUAUGUUGCGGAAGAGACUCCAGGACAAGGAGGUGCUAAAGAGGGAACUCAUUAAGGCAGAGAAAGAUUUUGAGUUCCUUGAAAAGAAGCUCCAGGAGGAACAGCGGAGAACUCAAUCUCUAACAGGAGAGCUUGAGCUCGCAAAGAAGGAACUUUCCAGGUAUGAGCAUGAAGAGAAGCAGGAGGUCAACCAGGAGCAUCUCCUGCUUUGCCACCUCCAGAAGGAGCAGGUUAAAUCCAGACUCCUCACGAAAGAACUUGAUAGCUUGAAGGAGAAACUGCAAAAGCUGACGGGAACGGAGGAGAGCAUCUGCAGGGUGCAGAUGGAUCACACGAGACUUCAGAGAAAACUCACCCAGCAGGAAAUCAAGAACAAAAAGUUGGCCGUGGAGAUGGAGGAACUGAAGAGUGAGCUGGAGGAGUACAGGCACAUCCAGAACCUUCAUCUCAACAAGGGAGUGCAAACAGAACUUGAGGAGAACAUGGUUCCUGACCUCAAGAGGUCAAACGAUGAGAACGACCAGCAUGUGAGUCACAACGUGAGCACCCCAAAUAGAAGCUCCCUGGUGUACAGCUUUCACUCUGACAACAGCAGCAUUUAUUCCAGGAGCAAUUCCGAAACCGACAAGCCCCAAACGCUCAAUGGAGAGGUGAUGAUGCUGACGCACAUGCCCGGGCAGCCUCUCCACAUCAAAGUAAUGCCCCACCAUGCUCGAAACACGGCCACGUUCGAGAUCAGCGGACCCUCUGGAGAAACGGCAGCGUCGUACACAACGACUGCCGCCGUCAUCCCGUCACCUAAACGGAGAAUCAGCAUCACUCCUGCUGCUAACCCCGACUCGCCUUCAAGCCCCGACAGCACCGCCUCCCAGCUGGUAACUUCAAAUCUAUCAUCAGGCUCCAUUGCGCCGGACAGCAGCUCACAGAUGAAGAUAGUCACCGUCAGGACUUGUUCUCCUGAACCAAGCGAGGCUUUGAGUCCGAGCAGUUUCUGCAGCACUGCUGAGCAGCUCAGCAAAUGGCAGAGUCAGGAGUCUGACGGCAUCAACGCCAGUCCCAGCGUUAUCACAGCGGAAGACAGUAAAAUCCACAUCCAUUUAGGGAGCCAGUAUUUACCAACUCUGAAUGGUAUGGACGGCAGAAGCCCGCACGCCGCUGGCCCGUACUGCCUUCAGCACCAGCAGAGCACGCAAGUGAUUUCCAACGGCUGUCUGGUCAAAAGUGUGGGAAAGAUUACGAGCAGCAUUACAAUUUCUCCUGCUUUAGCUCCUGCGUCGCACUCUUCAAAUAUCACAGUGAAAGGUCUUUACAGCUGCGAGUAGACGAAAAAAGGACUACUGUAGUUUUUAGACUAUAAGUCGGACUUUGAGGAGAAAUUUCAUUAAAAUAUACGAGAAAACGAACAGACAUUUCAUGUUGAACAGCAAAUCAUAAUAACGUAAUAUAGAUAACAAUGAUAGACUGAAUAUAUGUUUGCCUCACUACUGUAACACAUUGAUGUUUCAUGAAACAGAAAAAAUCUAGUAUAUUAGUGCAAGAUAUGAACAAUUGUUCAGAUAACCAAGCAUAAACAACAUGCUAACAAGUCAACCAAACUAUUUUUAUUACUUACAACCACUAAGUCCCUUGAAUUAUUCAAACUCUGUGUCACUUUGGAACAAUUCCACCAAACGCGGCAUACAACUGAGCGGCACUUCUUCUUCUUUGUUGCUGUUAUACACGUAUACAGUGCCCUCUAGUGGUUGUUGCUAUGUUAUUCAAUCUCAUAUGUCGCAGCCCCUGCCAAACUAUGCAAAAAA